CUAGCAACAAGCUUAAAGGGCAAAAGAGAAUGAGCAUUGUGCUGAAUGUCUACAGACGUCUUCGAUGGAGUCUAAAAGCUCAGUUAGCAAGUGCUAUCCGUCUUUACCCACCACAAAAUCCACACCCUCCCAUGCAGUCCAUCUUCCUAAUGAGAAGCUUCAAAUGAGCUCAGCAAAAUUAUACAAGAUGAAUCCACACUCUAAGAGAAGCCAAAGUGGAAACUGUGGUAGAAGAAGGAACACCUCUGAAGGUCAUAUAGAAGCUCAACAGGAGGAUGUCAUGAACCUGAUACCAGCUAAUAUUAGACACAAGUAUGGCAGCUCUGUGGUUGCCCAGCUUAUCUAUCCAGAGCAGGCAAGAAGCUGUUUGAAUGAGGAGGAGAGAGCACAUUGCCACCAAGGGUAUUGCAUACCAAGAAUGAGAAUAAAACCAUGUUUCAUCGAGGACUAUCGACAUAGGAUCUAUCAUGAACUGGGACAUUGCCUCCGCAGUAAUCUGUUCCCAGGGGCGCCCAUAAAACAUAAUAGCUUGGUGCAUGACUCCUAUACGGCAGAAGUGAAUGAGAAGGGAAGGCUGGAAAGACACAAUACUCAUCAGUGGUAUGGAAGGAGGACCGACGAGUUAGCCAUUUGGUCUGAAAUGUUAAUGAGAAGGAAGGCCAUAGCCAAGAUCCUGCAGAGCCAACUUAAACCAUCUUGUGCUUUCCCACUCCCCAUCCGGACUAAUGUUCCCAAAGAUGUUCCUCCUCCAACAUCUCCACCACUACAACCACCAAAGAAACCAAGAAGACAGAAACACCAGACAAAUAAUGGGAAGCCAGAAGUGCAUCUUCCUCCAGUCUCACUACCCAAAGAAGAGGAUUACUUUUGGGAUUUCUAUGAUAAAUCUAUUUAGUAGUCUCAGACAAACAGACAGAACUUUAUUACCUGACAAUCUUCAGGAACCACCAUCAAUGUUCAUUUGGCUAAAAACUGGUCCUGGUCAUAUAAAUGGCAUACAGGUGCUUGGCUCAUUACAAGACAGACCUCUGAACUAUAACUCUAAGAUUCCAUUCAAAUUAUGCUGCUGAUUUACAUUUGGAGUAUACUCCCGAUGUGUGUGCAGAACUCCCAACAUAUGCAACUGUAUGCCAAUUUUGAAAAUUGAGCUAUGUUCAUGAUAUAAUAAAUAUAGGUAAAAAAAACCUGCUCUAUAGAGAGGUUUCAGUAAACUUACUGCCUGUUGAACUGCUCGAAACAGAAUGUGAAUAGUGGCCACAAUGCUGAUGUAGAGAUUAUGCUAGCUGACUAUUUAAUAAAAAUGUUCUCUGGGUAUGAUUUCAAAAGACUGCCAGCAACCUGUCCUAGAAUGUGAGGAGGUCUGGUUGCCUCCACUUGCAGAGUUGCCUAAGGGUGUGUGAGGGAGUAGGGACUCGCCACUCACUACACUCUGGCACUUGCAUAUACUAUAUAUUGGUGAGUGCUCCUGUCAG
This is a messenger RNA of Bufo bufo (common toad), 1472 nucleotides long. It is a transcript of the gene CIMIP4, whose product is annotated as testis expressed 33. NCBI's taxonomy places the organism in Eukaryota, Metazoa, Chordata, Amphibia, Anura, Bufonidae. The record is from RefSeq and is a predicted model, not a curated record. Bases 65 to 895 code for a protein of 276 amino acids. The transcript is spliced from 5 exons.